UGUGUUAAUUUAUGUUUAUUUCUGUUUUCUCAGCCUUUAUGCUUCUGGCAAAUAUGUCCUCAACAAAGGUUUAUCUUCGCUAUGUAGUACUCAAUUUCAUUGAGCAAAAUGAGGUUGAGGUGGCACCACCUUCAUGGCUUGAAAGGAUCAAUGGGGUACUAUUCUGCUAUUGGCCAAAUUCAAAUGUUGGGACCAAAGUCCAAAAAUGUGUCAUUCCAGACAAACAACUCUGGACAAAAUAUGCUCUCAGAGUAUUUUCUGACACAGACAGUUACAACCUAGCAACGUAUCGGGUCCAAAAAGCUGUUGAAACUUCCCAUGUUGAGGACUCGGAUGGAAAUUUUUCCCGAAAGAUUACACCACCAAGAAGAUUUAGAGAAGAAGAACUUCAGGCCACCAAACCUAGAAAGACACGUUGUGAAGAAAUGAUUCACAAAGGCCAGAACAUUAAAGGGAUAUUACCCAAAAAUGAAAAUUCUGUCAUCAUCCUCACUCUUGAGUUGUUCCAACCCUCUGGGGAGCCUGGUGAAGAAGAAUUUGAAAGCACUCUGAAUAGUCCGAUGAAUAUGAGCCUGCAAGAUCUACUGCAAGAUCGUACCAUACUACUUGGCGUGGGCGACACAGACCUCCCUACUAUCAACAUUGCUGACUUUUGGAUGUUUUAA
Messenger RNA from Carassius auratus (goldfish), 665 nucleotides. RefSeq lists its product as uncharacterized. The record is from RefSeq and is a predicted model, not a curated record. Lineage: Eukaryota; Metazoa; Chordata; Actinopteri; Cypriniformes; Cyprinidae. The transcript has 9 exons. The coding region runs from base 12 to 665 and encodes 217 amino acids.